Messenger RNA from Schistocerca gregaria, 2785 nucleotides. RefSeq lists its product as uncharacterized. The record is from RefSeq and is a predicted model, not a curated record. Gene Ontology annotation, biological process: modulation of chemical synaptic transmission; chemical synaptic transmission; presynaptic membrane assembly. Gene Ontology annotation, cellular component: postsynaptic membrane; synapse; cell surface. Gene Ontology annotation, molecular function: neurexin family protein binding; signaling receptor activity. The transcript is spliced from 2 exons. Lineage: Eukaryota; Metazoa; Arthropoda; Insecta; Orthoptera; Acrididae. Bases 1928 to 2785 code for a protein of 285 amino acids.
GUGACGGCCAGCGACCGGUAACGGUGUCGCGCGGUGCAACAAAACGGUGCAGGGAAAGGGGAAAAAAAAGGAGUGUUACAGGAGGGGCUCAGCGGAGGACAAGGUGCUGCAGCGAAAUGUUUGUCGAGUGCGGGUAGGCGCGGCAGAGCGGGCCAUGCGCAGCGGCCGGCCCGGCCGAGCAUUGCGCGCCGGGUCGACGGAGUGCGUAAGAUCGGCGGCGGGCGGUUGGAUGCUGCGCCUCGACUGACACGUCCACGGCUGGACCGCCAUGUGACUCGACGCCGACUACGAGCGGAUAGCUCAACAGCGAUCUCGUACGCCACACCGUUAAAGCUUUUUCGUGAGAACACACAACACCAUCGAAUGACUGCGUUCCCCUAUAAAGACAUUGUUUAUACUACUGAUCUGGUGUUUCAGAUGGACCACAGCUCUGAAAACCACCAGUGUUGCACCACAGGUUGCCUCAAUAGCCGCCCUACCAAUUUUCUGGCAACAAUUCUGUGUGUGAAGCCAACAAUGAGCCCCUAUAACAACUGUGUUGUAGAAAGUAGUGUACUGCCUGAAUCUCUUAAUUUGUUGCUUACCAUAAAUAUUAACGUUGGCGUGUGAUAUGACGAACACAGUAAUGGAGCUUGCCUUGAAACUUGUGCGUCUGGCGCUCUAUAAACAACAAUGGUAUUGUUGAGAUGUACUGCUUAUAUCUCUAUUUCAAAAUUAAUAUCUCUUUUACUUCAGUUGGUCAUCCUAAAUGGGCAGAGAAUACCUUUUCUACAGCGGCGCUAUGAAUAACUUUAGCAUUUUUUCUGUAACGAAAAUUUACCGCUGGGGGAAGAAAUGGCCGCCUUACCACAUAAGGCGACAUCUGUCGUGUUCUGUAGUGCAACUUAUUCAGGUUUUGCGUUGACAAAUGUGUGACUAUCUAUAACUAUCUGAAAAUGCUUCUAAAGCAGGAGAGAUGAACACUGAGUAGAAACAAAAAACAAAACAAAAUGUAGAUAUGUGGGCAUUGUGUAAACAGUCUCCUCGUUGAACUAAACUUUCAUUAUAGAUGUCGCAUUUUUAAUGCUGUAUCAUCUUUUUACUUUGUAUAUUUCAAAGCUUAUGAGUACAGGGCUGCUCGUGCAAAACUGGCGUGUGCAGCAUUCAGCAAGGUGUUUUGAGUUGCGAGUAGGUGUUUACUUAAUUUGUGGAACUGUGACUAAGAGAUCCUGAGAAAAUUAUUUCGAACGAGACCGUCAAAAGUUUCACAGUAAUUUCGAAUUUGCGGAAAUGUACGGUCUCGUUUUAAAGAGAGUGUGGUGAAUCUCGGAAUGUCUCGAAUAUAAUCGCCGUAGUUAACCCACAUCACAAGAGGAAAACAACGUGUGGGCAUUGUUGGAGGGAGACAAUGAAGAGUUUACAACUAAUUGUUAAGCCGUUGAAAAUUUUUAUUUCGCGGGGAGUAUGUGGUUGUGCUAGAAGGUUCUGAGUCUAAUUGUGUUGCUUAAGCGGUAUUAAAAGAGGUACUGAUCGGAGAAAGAUCUUGUGGGUACUUCUGGAGGGAGACUGUGGAUACUGGCCGCUUCUGAAUUGUUGAAUCAUUUCGUGUCGUUCUGAAGAGUGCGUUGGGGCUCGAGCCGUCUUGAGAAUCCUCGUAAUCCACUCAGGGACGAGGUGAACUUUUAGGUAGCUGCCCGAUGGCGAGGGUGGAUUUCUGGAUUUAUAUUGCCUCAUUCUGAGGAGGGUGCUUUAUGGUUCGAAACGUCUUCAAUGUGUGGCAGUUUCUUACUAGAGACAUGUGUUGCUUGGCAUAAGCAGUGUUCUGAAGUGUAAAGAUUAGGAAAAAUUAAAGAAAAAAUUGAGGAGGAAAAUCGGUUGUGUCAUCAGACAAAAAAGGAGCUUCUGGUGGAAGGAGCGUCGUGAUAGCAAAGAUAAGGAAGCGUAAAGCAUGGGAGUCCGGAUUUUAGAGAGGUGGCAGAGAGCAAGAUGGUGCAGAAACACGCGGGUGCUCUUCGUGUGGACGACGCUUGCGAUGCUGAGCUGCCUCGACGUCCCGGCGACCGACGCGACGGCGUCGGCGGCGGCGGCGCCCGGCUCCGUGUCCGGAGGGCCCCAGCCCGACCCUCUGCCCGCCGCGAGCCCGGCCGCGUCUUCAGGUGCCUCCUCUGGAUUCGCCGGUAGCGUCGGCGGUGGGUCCCCCGGAGGCCCGGCGGCGGCGCCGGGGGCGUCGUCGGCCUCCGCCUCCGUGGCGGCGCCGCCGCCCCCCGUGGCCUCGGCCGCCGCCCAGACGCUGAGCUCGCGAGUGGUGCGCACCAAGUACGGCGACGUGAGCGGCCUCAUCGUGACGUUCGACUCGCGCCACCUGGAGCCGGUGGAGGUGUUCCGCGGGGUGCCGUACGCGUCGCCGCCCAAGGGCACGCUGCGCUUCAUGCCGCCCGUGUCGGGCGCGCGCUGGAGCGGCGUCAAGGCGGCCGACCGCUUCGGCCCCGUCUGUCCGCAGCGCCUCCCAGACAUCAGCAACGAGACGGCGGCUCUGCGGCGGAUGCCGCGCGGGCGCCUCGAGUACCUCAAGAGGCUGCUGCCCUACCUGCAGAACCAGAGCGAGGACUGCCUCUUCCUCAACAUCUACGCCCCAGCGCAAGGUAGGCUGCGCUGUGCUACCGUGAGGAGUCUCACCGCUUGCUACCGGCAGCACUCUCAGCAGACCUUUUCUCCACGGCGGGGCUGUGCUGACCACACUUGCCUCAAUGAGGCUAAUCCAGCUGCCUGGGGCUGGUACAGCAGCCGCCGCAGCUCCUCGCCGUAG